UCCUUUUCAAGAUACAAGUCAAGAGCUAGCUUGAUACCAGUACAUUGCAUGCACAUGCAACGUAGUAUAAGUAGCGAGAGUUUGGUGACGUAAGCAGGCAUGUUUCAACACUCUUGGUAAACAUGGCGUUGCGCUUGGAGAGCCUCGGAUAUAAUUGUUGGAGUUGAUUACCGUUUUUGAAGUUAUGAUCAUUCGUUACCCGUUGGAAUAUAGUGAUAUUUAGUAGAUGACUUCUAGUAAAGUGUAUGAAAGCAGUGGAUUGCAUCGGGUAGCCGAUAGAGAACGUGGAACUUCGUUGUCAAAGUUGAGCAAAGUUGUUCCGAAAGCGAUGGGGUCGAGCAGAAGUUCGGGGCCCCGUAAGUUGGCCAACGUGCUGGCGAGUUUGGUGAUCGGGUUCGCCUUGGCUACCUGGCUCCGGAUGGUGUGGGUCCCGGCGGGAAAUUCGUGCAACUCACCAAACUUUCAAAGAAACGAUCCAUUUCUAUCGACACCUGAACCGAAUCACCCUUCGAAAAACCUGUUAAUGGUCGGCGUUAUGACGGCUGCCAUUUUCUUAGAGACUCGAGCUGUGGCUGUGAACAGGACUUGGGCGCAGACGAUUCCAGGGCAAGUUGCUUUUUUCUCGAGUGGGGCAUCCAAUGUCCCGCCAGAAUGGAAUCUUCCUGUCAUAAGUUUACCUGGUGUAACAGAUGCUUACCCACCUCAGAAAAAAUCUUUCAUGAUGUUGAAAUACAUGCAUGACAAUUUUAUAGACAAAUACGAGUGGUUUAUGCGAGCAGACGAUGAUGUGUACCUUCGAGGUGAUCGCAUGGAAACUUUCUUGCGAUCGUUGAACAGCAGUCACACUUAUUUCAUAGGGCAAGCUGGGCGAGGGAAAGUGGAGGAGUUGGGGCUAUUGCAUUUGGAAUCUGAUGAUAAUUUCUGCAUGGGAGGAACUGGGAUGGUUUUCAGUCGUGCCACCCUCCGGAAAAUGAUACCUCAUGUCAGCUACUGUCUAAAGAAUUUGUGGAGCACUCACGAAGAUGUCGAAGUCGGACGAUGUAUCAAGAAGUUUGCUGGCAUUGAUUGUACUUGGUCCUAUGAGGUAAGAUAGAAAUUGAUGACAAUGAUGAUGAUUGAUGAUGAUGACAAAGAUGAUUAGGAUGAUGAUCGGAGGAAGAAGAAGUGUGAUGAUGAUGAUGAUAUUACAUUUUUAAAAUUUUUUAUUGUAAGCUUUCUUUUAAUUAAUUUCAGAAAAGUGUUCAUUGAAAAAUAUUUUUGGUUAAAAUGAUAUACCGGUAAACAUAAAUUUAGUAUUAGCAAAAUUGCACUGCCUCUUGAUGUUUGAAUAAUGAAUACCGGUAGACUAUUGAUUUGGAAAACUAGCGAACUGUUGGAGCAGAAGAGUUUGAUAAUCAAAGGGCAAUCCAACCCCUGUAAUUACUGAAAACAGAAAAAUAUGAGAAA
Molecule: messenger RNA, 1446 nt
Organism: Strongylocentrotus purpuratus (purple sea urchin)
Lineage: Eukaryota; Metazoa; Echinodermata; Echinoidea; Camarodonta; Strongylocentrotidae
Product: chondroitin sulfate synthase 1-like
Exons: 1
Coding region: 227-1093 (288 amino acids)
Cellular component (GO): membrane
Molecular function (GO): glucuronosyl-N-acetylgalactosaminyl-proteoglycan 4-beta-N-acetylgalactosaminyltransferase activity
Source: RefSeq, a predicted model, not a curated record